Molecule: messenger RNA, 901 nt
Organism: Cottoperca gobio
Lineage: Eukaryota; Metazoa; Chordata; Actinopteri; Perciformes; Bovichtidae
Gene: rpp21
Product: ribonuclease P subunit p21
Exons: 5
Coding region: 103-576 (157 amino acids)
Biological process (GO): tRNA processing
Cellular component (GO): nucleolar ribonuclease P complex
Source: RefSeq, a predicted model, not a curated record
UCCGGAAGUGAACGUUUGAGUGGGUUCAGGCGGAUGUAGCUCAAAGUGAAGCCGCUGUAACGAAAAACUGUUCAUCUAUUUUCUCCUGAUCUUUUGUGUGUGAUGGCACUUCAACUGAAAGACAAAGACGCUUACCAAAGACUGAACUAUCUUUACCAGGCUGCACAUUGUGUUUUAUCCCAAAACCCGGAAAAUGUGGAGCUGGCUCGUUUCUACUGCUUCACACAGAAAACCAUUGCAAGACGUUUAGUUCUCAGGCAAGACCCAUCAGUGAAGAGAACAUUAUGCAAGAAGUGCUGCUCAUUGCUCAUCCCUGGUGUAACCGCUACAACAAGACAACGAAGAAAAAACCGCAAGACCCGCUUCACUGUUUUGAGGUGCCUCAGCUGUGGGCAGAGCAAGACGUUACUGAAUGAUCCGGAUCAUUGUUUAUGGGUGGACCGUCCUGAGGCUCAGAUGGGGCAACAAAAGCAGCCAGAUCCAGGCCCUUCUAUUAAAAAAGAGCCGAAAGGCAAGAAGCCUGAUGGGACCGUGUCUUCUAAACCCAGUGCUGCCCAGAGCACUGCCAGCACGUAGCAGCAGUGUCCCCCCCCCCCCAUCUGACUGUGAAAUAUGAAGGACUUCUUGUUUUUUUUUUUUAAAGAUAUGUGUAACUUUAUUAUGUUGCAUAAAUCCACAAUCUUUAAGUUGCUUUUUAGAUGUAGUAACUUUUUUUUUCUUGGCCUCUGUGAGAUCAUUUUCAGUAUCUCUGUGCUGUCACAGUGUGACUUUUGAAGCUACCAACAGAGGGCCACCAUGUGCUGCACCUUCUAAAGGAAGAAGUGUUGGACAAAGUGUUGGUAAUGAUUUUAUUGAAAACUGCAUACAAGAAUCAAAUAAUUAAAUUAAUUUGUCAUUAUUA